Molecule: messenger RNA, 2544 nt
Organism: Triplophysa rosa
Lineage: Eukaryota; Metazoa; Chordata; Actinopteri; Cypriniformes; Nemacheilidae
Gene: shld2
Product: shieldin complex subunit 2
Exons: 6
Coding region: 541-2436 (631 amino acids)
Biological process (GO): regulation of double-strand break repair via homologous recombination
Cellular component (GO): nucleus; site of double-strand break
Source: RefSeq, a predicted model, not a curated record
UUUGGAACAACUGGAAGGUGAGUAAAUGAUGACAAGAUUUUCAUUUUUGGAUGAACUAUCCCUCUAAAGUACAAAAAGGAACCUUUAAAGGCACAGUUCACCUUUCUUUCAUCAUUUACUCACCCUCAAGUUGCCAAUGGUAGUCAAAAGUGCCCCAGAACUGUUUGCUUUCCUACAACAGAACAAAGAAAUUUAUAAAGAAAUAACUGAUUUGGAACAACUCGAGGGUGAGUAAAUGAAGACAGAAUUUUCCAUUUUUGGGUGAACUGUUCUUUAAAUGGGGCUACCCCAGUGAUGGCUAUUGUACCUUUAGAGGUACCAAUUUGUACUUUUAUCUGAGUGUAGCAAACUAUAGUUAUUUCUAUACUAUAGUUCAGUGUUAUAAUGAUAAUCCUUAAUAUUUAUGUGGCCAUUUGUAAGUCUAUAUAGGUUUUAACCUACAGUCUGUUUCCAUUUUCCAGCAGAUGACCACAUAUUAAUAUGUAAAUAUAAGAGAACACGUGGCAAACCAAAUCGUAUGACAGAACCGAAGACAUAGAUAUGUCAAAUAAACCAAAGAUCCAUGUGUUUUUGGGCGCUCCAUGUCCUCAAACACUUGCUUUGGAUGUCCAGGGGAAAGAACUCACCCACUGGAGAACAAUAGACCUCACUUGGCGUGACGGCAAGUUAAUUCCCAAGGAUAGUGUUAAAGAGGCCCAAAGACGUGAUGAGUGUGGUGAGGUGGUUAACCAGGGCACCGAGGGGAGCACCAGACUGUACUCUGCUGUUGCUCCUGAGAGAGAACCUGUAGCACAAACCAACGAGGACAAAAGUAAAUCGCAGGGGUCUCCAUCAAAAGGACAAUGCAUAGAAGAAGAGGAGUUGUGUCCUGUAUCAGUGGCAGAAUAUCUGGAUAACUGCUUUUCUAGCUCGCAAACUGAUGUAAAUCCUGGACAGAGCAAUGAUGAAAGGUCAUCUGUAUCCAUGGAGACCGAGUUUAUGAGUACAUGGACAAAAUCUCAAGCCUUGCUCCUUCAGGGCAGAGCGGCCUCAUCUUAUACAUUGGGCUUUCCCGGAGACUUGUAUUCUCCCCAUACGCCUCCCAAACAAACACCCUCAACCUCCUUAAGUUCCCCAGAAUUGUACAGUCCUGCGACCAGCCCAGAAGAGAUGGGCUUGGGAGGAACCUUACAAAGCUCAGUGGAGUGGCAUUAUGACAGUCUAAGCCAAAUGCAUCAAGGAGGAGGGGUAAUUAUGGAAAUCACACCUGACGGCAUCCUCUGCUCUCAGGGAACUAAUGUAGGUCACGCUGAAAAACCUGUGGACCAUCAGGAGAUUGGAUUUAACGCUGACUCAGAUGCACAGAUCUCUCCUAGUCCCACUCCUUCUAAAAGGAUCAAGUUGUCUUCAACUGUAGCUAAAACCAAAGUAACAGAACAAAGCACAAUUAAUGCAGUGCGUCUCUGUGGUCCCACAACCCUUCUGGUUAGAUGUAAGACCCAUGGUGUACGGUAUGCUAUCUUGGUGGCUGUGGUGCAUCCAUGCCACUUGAAAGAGGUCAAAGUGAAAACAGGAGCUUCAGCUGGAUCCAGCAUUCCUUUGGCAACGAUCAUCGUCACAGACCAAUCAGAUGUAGAGAUGAAGGUAGUGCUAUGGCGGACAGCAGCUUUCUGGACUUUGACGGUAAAUCCAGGGGAUAUUCUGCUAAUAACAGAUGUGACAGUGCACAUGGAUAAGUGGAAGAAUGAGACUGUGCUGCAGUCAUCCUUUAAUAGUCAGCUUCUGAAUCUGGGCCAGAUCACAAGGGAACGCAUUCCACAAGCUCCACAGAACCUGAAUCCUCAUACUUUGAGAGAACUGUGUACGCACCUGUGUGAGAAGCGCCCCCUGUUGGUGUCUCUUCCUCCUCGCAAGCCCCAGGAUUUAAAUUCCAUCCCCUUCGUCCGCCUUGGAGCAUUAAAACCUGACACAUUGGUUCAUGCUCUGCUUAGAGUGAAACACAGUAAUUUAAUCACAUCCUGGCGAGAUGAGGUACAGGGUAUGUCCAGAGCAGGAGGUGUACUGAAGGCUGUUUUGACUGUGGAGCAGGGAGAUGGCUGCCUAGGAGCUGUUGUGCUUUGGGGAGCUGCUCUCUCUUGGCUGCAGCGAUUGGAAAGAAACAAAGAUGCUGUGUGGGAGUUCAGGAUGCUGCUAGUCAGACAGGAUGUGACCUCAGGUUUGCUUGAGCUGCAUUCCACUCCGUGGGGAACCUGUCAGCCUCUCUUUGCUGAUGAUAAUAGAUGCAAAGAGUUUUACAGCACUGCAUGUUUAGAGAGAACUAGCAGCAGCUUUGAGAUUGAUCUCAACACACUUCUGUCCCAGAAAUUCUCAGUUCCAAAGCAGUCCAUCACAGGAAGCUUCGGUGAUAAUAGAUGGAAACACGCCGUUGGAAAGGAUCCUAGACAUAGUUUCUGGUGACAUCACUUUUAGUGGAUGUGGCAAGUGCUCUGCAGAGCUAGACACGGAUGAGAAUGGCAUCUACAGGCCCUGUUACCCCUGCCUGCCACACACAGGAGUGCGUCGAUA